This is a messenger RNA of Saccharomycopsis crataegensis, 1830 nucleotides long. RefSeq names its product Fe-S cluster-binding ribosome biosynthesis protein (gene RLI1). The transcript has a single exon. The coding region runs from base 1 to 1830 and encodes 609 amino acids. The record is from RefSeq and is a predicted model, not a curated record. Gene Ontology annotation, molecular function: iron ion binding; ribosomal small subunit binding; ATP hydrolysis activity. NCBI's taxonomy places the organism in Eukaryota, Fungi, Ascomycota, Saccharomycetes, Ascoideales, Saccharomycopsidaceae. Gene Ontology annotation, biological process: translational initiation; ribosomal subunit export from nucleus; translational termination.
AUGUCUGAUAAAAUGAAGAAUACCCGUAUUGCCAUUGUCUCUGAAGACAAGUGCAAACCAAAAAGAUGUCGUCAAGAAUGUAGAAAAGGGUGUCCUGUGGUGAAAACUGGGAAAUUAUGUAUUGAAGUGACACCAGCCUCCAAGAUUUCUUUCAUUUCUGAAAUUCUUUGUAUCGGUUGUGGUAUUUGUGUGAAAAAGUGUCCAUUUGAUGCCAUCACUAUCAUUAACGUCCCAACAAACUUGGAUAAUGAAGUUACCCACAGAUAUAGUGCUAACUCUUUCAAAUUGCAUAGAUUACCAACCCCAAGACCAGGUCAAGUUUUGGGGUUAGUCGGUACUAACGGUAUUGGUAAAUCUACCGCUUUGAAGAUUUUGGCUGGUAAGCAAAAGCCAAACUUGGGUAGAUACGAUGAUCCACCUGAUUGGGAGCAAAUUUUGAAGCAUUUCAGAGGGUCGGAAUUGCAAAAUUAUUUCACAAAGGUUUUGGAAGAUGAUAUCAAGGCCACUAUCAAGCCUCAAUACGUCGAUAAUGUCCCAAGAGCCAUCAAAGGUCCAUUGAAAAAGGUUGGGGAGUUGAUUAACGCUAGAUUAGAGAGAUCAAAGGAAGACGCCAGAUAUGUGUUGACUACCAUGGAGUUGAAGCAUUUAUUGAAGAGAGAUGUUGCUGCUUUGUCUGGUGGUGAAUUGCAAAGAUUCACUAUUGCAAUGACCUGUGUUCAAGAUGCCACUGUUUAUAUGUUUGAUGAACCAUCCUCUUAUUUGGAUGUCAAGCAAAGAUUGAAGGCGGCUGAAAUCAUUAGAUCUAUGUUGUCUCCAGUUACUUAUUGUAUUGUUGUCGAGCACGAUUUGUCCGUUUUGGAUUAUUUGUCAGAUUUUGUUUGUAUCUUGUAUGGUGUUCCAUCAGUUUAUGGUGUGGUUACUUUGCCAGCUUCUGUUAGAGAAGGUAUCAACAUCUUUUUGGAUGGUCAUUUGCCAGCCGAAAAUUUGAGAUUCAGAACUGAAUCUUUGCAAUUCAGAUUGGCUGACGCUAAUGACACUUUCCAAGUCGAUGCUUCUAGAAGAUUUGUUUACCCAGAAUUCUUUAAGACUCAAGGUGAUUUCAAAUUGAGAGUCAAGGAAGGUGAAUUUACCGACUCUGAAAUUAUUGUUAUGAUGGGUGAAAACGGUACAGGUAAGACCACUUUCUGUAAAUUGUUGGCUGGUGCCAUUCCACCAGACGAUGGUAGUCAGGUUCCAAAAUUGAACAUUUCUAUGAAACCUCAAAAGAUUGCUCCAAAGUUCACCGGUACUGUCCGUCAAUUGUUCUACAAGAAGAUCAGAGGCCAAUUCUUAAAUUCCCAAUUCCAAACCGAUGUUGUUAAGCCUUUGAGAAUUGACGAUAUCAUCGAUCAAGAAGUUCAACACUUGUCUGGUGGUGAAUUGCAAAGAGUUGCUAUUGUGUUGGCUUUGGGUAAAAUUGCCGACAUUUACCUUAUUGAUGAACCUUCUGCAUACUUGGAUUCUGAACAACGUAUUAUUUGUUCCAAAGUUAUCAGAAGAUUUAUUAUCCAUGCCAAGAAAACCGCUUUUAUUGUUGAGCACGAUUUCAUCAUGGCUACUUAUCUUGCCGAUAAAGUUAUUGUGUUCGAAGGUGUUCCUUCUCAAGAUGCUUAUGCUAACUGUCCAGAAAGUUUGCUUACUGGUUGUAACAGAUUUUUGAAGAAUUUGAAUGUUACUUUCAGAAGAGAUCCAAACUCUUUCAGACCAAGAAUUAACAAGUUAGAUUCUCAAAUGGAUAGAGAACAAAAGGCUAAUGGUAACUACUUCUUCUUGGAAAACAAUGACUUAUGA